AUGGACGCCUUCAAGGGGGGUAUGAGCCUGGAGCGGCUGCCGGAGGGGCUCCGGCCACCGCCGCCACCGCCGCAUGACAUGGGACCCGCCUUCCACCUGGCCCGUGCCGCUGACCCCCGCGAGCCGCUCGAGAACUCAGCCAGCGAAUCGUCCGACACGGAGCUGCCAGAGAAGGAGCGCGGCGGCGAAGCCAAGGGGCCCGCGGACGGCGGUGCGGGCGGCGCGGGCUGCGGCGGCGUGGAGGACCCGGCCAAAAAGAAGAAGCAGCGGCGGCAGCGCACGCACUUCACCAGCCAGCAGCUGCAGGAGCUGGAGGCCACGUUCCAGAGGAACCGCUACCCCGACAUGAGCAUGCGGGAGGAGAUCGCCGUGUGGACCAACCUCACGGAGCCGCGCGUGCGGGUCUGGUUCAAGAACCGGCGAGCCAAGUGGCGGAAGCGCGAGCGCAACCAGCAGCUGGACCUGUGCAAGGGCGGCUACGUGCCGCAGUUCAGCGGCCUGGUGCAGCCCUACGAGGACGUGUACGCCGCCGGCUACUCCUACAACAACUGGGCGGCCAAGAGCCUGGCGCCCGCGCCGCUCUCCACAAAGAGCUUCACGUUCUUCAACUCCAUGAGCCCACUGUCGUCGCAGUCCAUGUUCUCGGCCCCCAGCUCCAUCUCCUCCAUGACCAUGCCGUCCAGCAUGGGCCCCGGCGCCGUGCCCGGCAUGCCCAACUCGGGCCUCAACAACAUCAACAACCUCACGGGCUCCUCGCUCAACUCGGCCAUGUCCCCCGGCGCCUGUCCCUACGGCACCCCCGCCUCGCCCUACAGCGUCUACCGGGACACGUGCAACUCGAGCCUGGCCAGCCUGCGGCUCAAGUCCAAGCAGCACUCGUCGUUCGGCUACGGCGGCCUGCAGGGCCCGGCCUCGGGCCUCAACGCGUGCCAGUACAACAGCUGA
This is a messenger RNA of Lepus europaeus (European hare), 945 nucleotides long. RefSeq names its product paired like homeodomain 1 (gene PITX1). The record is from RefSeq and is a predicted model, not a curated record. NCBI's taxonomy places the organism in Eukaryota, Metazoa, Chordata, Mammalia, Lagomorpha, Leporidae. Bases 1 to 945 code for a protein of 314 amino acids. The transcript is spliced from 3 exons. Gene Ontology annotation, cellular component: nucleus. Gene Ontology annotation, biological process: regulation of transcription by RNA polymerase II; anatomical structure morphogenesis. Gene Ontology annotation, molecular function: DNA-binding transcription factor activity, RNA polymerase II-specific; RNA polymerase II cis-regulatory region sequence-specific DNA binding.